AAAUAUCAAAAUAAAACUGCCAUUCAUCCACUUGAACCACAACAAUGUUUUUUUAAACUACAAUUCAUGUCUUUAGAUUGAAUAAAAUCAUAUUAAAAUAAAUAUUUGUUAUCUUUUCAGUGACUGGAUGCAGAGCCACCACAAACUUGGCAUGGCUGAAGUGUGCAUAUGUUGAUUACAAAGCAUGCAUUCAAGACCAAAUUACCCUUACAGUUAUCUUCACCUGUAAUAUCCAUAAUUUUGGCAUAUUGCAUGUUAUAUAUAUUUCAGAGGGACUUAGCAUUCCAGCAUAAUAAUUUACAAAGUAAUAUAAAUAAAUAUAUGGGAUGAAGCCUCAAGUAGCUAAUUUAUGUAUGAUACAGCACACUGCAAUAACACUCCUGACUCCAUGAUUUAAAGCUGACAGUGAAUCCUUACAUAGCAUGUGUGAGACAUAAGAGUAAACAUACAGUGCACUAUACACUAGAGUUAAAGCAGCAUGGACUGACAUAGUGUUUUUUUGUGGCAGGAUUCUAUUCCCCAGGGUUAUUUUCUCUAUCUAUGCUCGUGGCCUAUAUCUGGCGCAGCAGUGAUUCUAGUAAUCUGACUCCCACAACAAACUAUUGGAUUACAGUACAAACAAGGUCAGCUUACUGUUAAAUACUUGAAAUAAAACAAUUAUUCUUCACGGUGCUACUGUUUACACAUCUUGGUUUGAAAACCCUCUGUUCGUCAAUGGUGUGCUGGUUGAGUAAUGUGAGCUGUAGUUAGAUAGUUUGACUGAUAUUUUAAAAAUAACCAUGUGUCAGCUCUUAAAAAGCUAUUGCUCAAGCUAAACUUGACCAUGAAAAACAAUGUUCCAUUGGUCAGCAUGCAGAUAUUUCUUUACCCACAUAACUUCAAUCCAAAUUGGUUGCAUAUGUCUAUUUAUAUCUCCACCCUCACUCUUAUUUUGGACACCGUUUCUCUGUAAACUUUUCAUUACACUUUGACAGGUUGUUUCAACAGUCUUCUCAAAUAACUUGGAGGAUACACAGUAUAACUCUAAUCCAAAGGCCUUCCUGAGUGCAAAUAUUCCACUGUCACCAUACUCUUCUGUCAUGUUUGGGUUAUUAAGGCUCCUAUUUCCUCUGAUAUUCAGAGAUACAGACAGUCUAUUAAAUGUGAAGCCAAUUUGUUUUAUCCUGAGCUGUAGUGCUAAUUUGAGAAUUGUGCAAUGUGCAUGCUCAACACAACAACAUAACAUGGGAUAUGCCUUUAGGAGCUUAGGCAUUAACACUUAUUUCUGACGGUAAGACGAGGUAGCCGUCCAGAGCCAUGGGAGGGGCCUGGGAUCCUGCCUUGGCAUCAAAGCCUUGUGAAGAAGAAUGGCUGCCAGACGUGUUCAUCUAGAGGAUGACCUUUCCUGUCCGAUUUGUGGACAUAUUCUCAGCCAGCCAGUGGUGCUCAACUGCAGACAUAGAUUCUGUAAAGCCUGUCUGAAAGACAGCUGGGACACACAAGGGGGUAGGGAUUCACACUACUGUCCUCUGUGCUGGCGCCGUUGCUCCAUGGAUCAAAUAGUGGUGAGCAGUGUGCUGCAGAAGGCCUGCGAUUCAUUCAAGGAAGACAGAAGUAAGAAUGACCCAGAGGCUUGUCAAGAACAUGGAGAAAAGCUCACAAUGUUCUGUUUGGAGGACUUGGAACCAAUCUGUGGUGUGUGUGUGAAAGCAGCUGCACACACUGGACACAGGCUUUAUCCCAUUGGGGAAGGUGCCCAUGACUGUAAGGAGGAACUGAAGAGUGCACUGCUGCCUUUGAAAGAGAAGUUGCAGCUGUACGAGAAGGCGAAAGUGGUCUGUGAGGAAAUGGCAGAACAUGUUAAGAACCAAGCUGGACAUACUGAAGCACACAUCAAAGAAGAAUUUGAGGCUCUUCACCGUUUCCUGAAAGAACAGGAGGCUGCGAGACUUUCCUCUUUAAAGGCUGAAGAGGAUCAGAAGAAUCUGAUGAUUAACCAGAGAAUUGAGGAGAUGAACACUGAAAUGACAUCUCUCUCCAACACCAUUAAAUUAGUAGAGCAGGAGAUGAAAUCUCAUGAUAUCCCAUUUCUUAAGAAUUACAAGGAAACAAUACGGAAAACCUGGCGAACUUCUCCUGAUCCACAAAUGAUUCCUGGCGCUCUGAUUAAUGUGGCCAAGCACUUGGGCUCACUGAAAUAUAAAGUGUGGGAGAAGAUGAAGAGUAUAGUUAGAUAUAAUCCUGUGAUUAUGGAUCCCAACACAGCAGCGAGCUGCUUCAUCCUCUCAGAGGACCUCACAGUGGUGCAGAACUCAACCCAGAUUUUCAAGGUGCCAGACAACCCUGAACGCUUUGACAUCAGUGCCGAGAUGCUGGCUGCUGAGGGCUAUACCUCUGGACGAAACAGCUGGGAUGUGGAGGUGAAGGACAACACCUACUGGGUGGUGGGAGUAGCCAGCGACUCCAUCAACAGGAAGGGGAAGCACGUGCUGACACCAGCAGAGGGCUUCUGGACUAUUCGGUUUCGCAAUGGAGAGCAUAAGGCCUGCACCGCUCCAUGGGAGCCGCUGAACAUGACUAAGAAGCCGGAAGUGGUGAGAGUGGUUUUAGACAUGGACCGAGGCAAGGUGACCUUUUAUGACCCCGGCGAGAGAGCGCCUCUCUACACCUUCAUGGAGGUCAUCACACCCAGAGCCUUUCCCUACUUUUGCACUGCCUGCAAAGAGCACCCACUGAGAAUCCUACCCACAAGGAUAUCCUUGUCAACAGACCAUUAAUUCACCUGUGACACAAAUUGCAAAAGAUGAUUGUGGGAAAGCAGGGCCAAAUUACAGCACAUGCAUGAUUUCUCUUUAAAUGAAUGACUGAAACAAAGACAUGUAUUUAAAUAUUUAAUUUGCGUUAAAACAAAUGUAGUCUGAAAGAUUCGAAAUUGCAAACAACUUCACAACCUUUUAAAACCCCAUAUAUUACUACACUGAUAAGAUUUAUUACAUAAAAUAACAGUGACUAUGUGUGACUCAGGUUUGCAUGGCACACAAUCACUGCUGUGAUUUCCAAUUUCCUUCGAACUCUUUUCCAAGAUAAAAGUAAAAAAAUGAAACUUUUGUCAUGUUUCAUAUAAGGCACAUACAGCAUGUGUAUUUUGCAAACCCGUGCCAGUGUUUUUCAGAGGCUCAAGUAUGACAUGUGAGAUUAGUUUUCCUUUGCAGUAAAAACACUAUGGUUAGCGUUUAAUGUAGUAUCCGAGUGUACAGCAUGUUGACGUCUGGUCUUCAACCGGAGUUUCAUCCAAACACAUGGCAGCAACUCCAUACCUUCACACUCAAGAAUUGCCUAAACCUACACAAAAUAAAUCUUGCAGCAUAUUUCAUUUAUGGGUAAAAUACCCUGUAACAAAGUUUGACUUGAUACCACCCGUGCUGUCCUUACCACAUUAUUGUAACAGGCUCCUAUGUCAAGUGGGUUGUGGGACAUUUUGAGGUGUUCUUUUAAUAUAUAAAAAGGAGAUAUUAAAGAAAAUAAAUGCCCUCA
Molecule: messenger RNA, 3513 nt
Organism: Scophthalmus maximus (turbot)
Lineage: Eukaryota; Metazoa; Chordata; Actinopteri; Pleuronectiformes; Scophthalmidae
Gene: trim35-13
Product: tripartite motif containing 35-13
Exons: 6
Coding region: 1347-2756 (469 amino acids)
Molecular function (GO): protein binding; zinc ion binding
Source: RefSeq, a predicted model, not a curated record